This is a messenger RNA of Durotheca rogersii, 1866 nucleotides long. RefSeq lists its product as uncharacterized. The record is from RefSeq and is a predicted model, not a curated record. Bases 245 to 1342 code for a protein of 365 amino acids. Lineage: Eukaryota; Fungi; Ascomycota; Sordariomycetes; Xylariales; Xylariaceae. The transcript is spliced from 2 exons.
GGGGUAGGAAGUCGAGUCCGCCGAAUAUAAUAAAACGACGGGCGAGGGGUCCGGGCUGCCCUUUUUUUUCCCUCGCUCCCGCGCUCAUCCCCCCAGGUUCGAAACGCCCGCAAUCGCCAUCUUAAUAGACGCCGGACUACGACGACUGCGCCCGAGCCAGUACGGAUCGGAGGCUCUCGCACAUCACUAGGCAAUGGGAUGUGUGUAAAUGUUUCGCUGAUCGGCCACAUGCUUCAGCGACAUAAUGCUUCCCAGACAAUCCUCCUUCCGCCAACAGCCGCUGCGCCGCGGCUGUGGCCCGCACUACCCUGGCGUUUCACCUAAUAACAGAUUCUGGAUACAUCUGGCAGUGAUCUUCCUGAUCAUUUCCUCUUGGGUGCCCCUAGCCGUAGCUAUUUCACUGGACGCCCCCCCACGAUCGACUGAGACAACGUUGUUACUUGAUACGCGGAUACCAAUUUUCGUCGACGGCCACUGGCAGAUCAUGUCCGAAGACGAACAUCGCCAACUCCUCGUCCCUAGGCAAGCGGAGACGCAGACUUUCACCGUAGACGUCUCAGCCGCUACCGCCGAACCUACUCCUACUCCAACGCCCACCGUCGCUUCAGGUCCUCUCCCCAGCCCUUUCGAUGGCGCGCUCGCUGCAAACUUCUCCGGCGAGAAUGGAGGUGGAUCCUGUCCGAAUUUUAUCAACAGCAUCUUGGAGGACCCGACGUUCAAAUCGUGCUACCCUCUCUCGGUGCUCCUAAAGAGCUCCAAUUCUUUCUUCCAGGCUAUGAAAUCUCUGGUCCAGAUAACUCAGGUUCUCGAAACGUCGUGCAGAGCGGACAAGAAUACCUGCACCGCGUACCUCGACGACCUUGCUGAACAGCUCAAACGCGACGAGAAUUGCGGAGAGGAUUUCAGGAAGGAGAACGCGCUCGUCAUCCAAGCCUACAAGGGGAUGAAGGCGUAUGAGGAGAUUUACGGUGUGACGUGUCUGAUGGAUCCGGAGAGUUCGACAUACUGCUUCGUCAAUGCUGUUACGAACCGCACGACGGCAUCCAACGUCUACCUCUACAACCUACCCCUUAAUUCGUCGCUCCCUUCGAGGGCAUUUCCUGCGUGCGAUUACUGCACGAGCGAAACGAUGAAGAUAUAUCAAUCGGCGUCGGCUGACCGAAGGAAGUACAUAGCGAACACGUACGUGCAAGCGGCCGAGCAUAUCGAUUCGGAAUGCGGACCGGGCUUCGUCAGUGCCUCGCUUCCCGAGGCGCUACCCGACAGUGCUGUGAUAGCGCAGGCUCCGUCUCUACUUAUGCUAUCAUUGUUAUUUGUCACCAUUUCGCGAUGGGUUACCUGACCCGUCGCCUCGACCAGCGGGUAGCAUUUUGGCACACCCGCGAUUAUGGGUUCAACGGCGUCUUGAGGGAUGGGAUGGGAAACGGACUUAGUGGAAAGUCUGUUUUUGGAUAACGGCUUCGAAUUAUGGGACGUUGAUGAUUUUUUUGUCCCUUUUAUUUUACGGAUCGGCAACCUUUACAGGACCGAACGGCGCAUUCCUGAUACCCACUUAACAUUCCUUGGAUUCUUCUUUUAUUCGAUCCUAUCGUCGUCGUCUUCGCACGGCGGAACUUAAACAUUAUUGGAUUAUCUUGGCCACCUACGCGUGCUCUCAAGAUUGACAACCAACUUACUCAUCACCAUUACUGCUGCUGCUGCUGCUGCUGCGGUCACCGCCAUCACGAGGUCAAUAGAGGAGGAGACACGGAUAAAGGGGGAUCGGCACGGGCAUGUGUCGAGUGCAGAGAGGAAUCCUUCGACCCUCAGGAACUCGACCAAAAUAGACAAGUGUUGAGGGGGCGGCGAAUUAUCGUCGGUUGGACG